AUGAUUGAGAAAGGAAUUGCCCCCGAUGUCAUCACUUACAAUUGUUUGGUCCGGGAUCUGUGCAAUUUAAGUAAAUGGAAGGACGUUGAAAAGCUCUUGACUGAGAUGAAGGCUUAUAAUAUUGUUCCAAGUGUUAUUACUUUCAAUAUUCUGAUUGAUGCACUAUGUAAGGAAGGACAGUUAGAAGGUGCAGAGGAGGUACUGAAAAUCAUGAUUGAGCAAAAUCAGAAGCCUGAUAAUGCUACGUAUAGAGCAUUGAUGGAUGAGUACUGUUUACAAGGCCGAAUGGACGAAGCAAAGAUAGUUUUUGAUAAAAUGGCUGUUAACGGCCUUAGUCCUGAUGUUCAAAGCCAUAAUUAUUGA
Coffea arabica (coffee) is the source of this 363-nucleotide messenger RNA. The record is from RefSeq and is a predicted model, not a curated record. Lineage: Eukaryota; Viridiplantae; Streptophyta; Magnoliopsida; Gentianales; Rubiaceae.